Symphalangus syndactylus (siamang) is the source of this 2860-nucleotide messenger RNA. RefSeq names its product progesterone receptor (gene PGR). The record is from RefSeq and is a predicted model, not a curated record. Gene Ontology annotation, molecular function: sequence-specific DNA binding; nuclear steroid receptor activity; steroid binding. Gene Ontology annotation, biological process: regulation of DNA-templated transcription; steroid hormone receptor signaling pathway. NCBI's taxonomy places the organism in Eukaryota, Metazoa, Chordata, Mammalia, Primates, Hylobatidae. Gene Ontology annotation, cellular component: nucleus.
AUGACUGAGCUGAAGGCAAAGGGUCCCCGGGCUCCCCACGUGGCGGGCGGCCCGCCCUCCCCCGAGGUCGGAUCCCCACUGCUGUGUCGCCCAGCCGCAGGUCAGUUCCCGGGGAGCCAGACCUCGGACACCUUGCCCGAAGUUUCGGCCAUACCUAUCUCCCUGGACGGGCUACUCUUCCCUCGGCCCUGCCAGGGACAGGACCCCUCCUACGAAAAGACGCAGGACCAGCAGUCGCUGUCGGACGUGGAGGGCGCAUAUUCCAGAGCUGAAGCUACAAGAGGUGCUGGAGGCAGCAGUUCUAGUCCCCCAGAAAAGGAGAGCGGACUGCUGGACAGUGUCUUGGACACUCUGUUGGCGCCCUCAGGUCCCAGGCAGAGCCAACCCAGCCCUCCCGCCUGCGAGGUCACCAGCUCUUGGUGCCUGUUUGGCCCCGAACUUCCCGAAGAUCCACCAGCUGCCCCCGCCACCCAGGGGGUGUUGUCCCCGCUCAUGAGCCGGUCCGGGGGCAAGGCUGGAGACAGCUCCGGGACGGCAGCUGCCCAUAAGGUGCUGCCCCAGGGCCUGUCACCAUCCCGGCAGCUGCUGCUCCCGGCCUCUGGGAGCCCUCAUUGGUCCGGGGCCCCAGUGAAGCCGUCUCCGCAGCCCGGUGCGGUGGAGGUUGAGGAGGAGGAUGGCUCCGAGUCGGAGGACUCUGCGGGUCCGCUUCUGAAGGGCAAACCUCGGGCUCUGGGUGGCGCGGCGGCUGGAGGAGCCGCGGCUGUCCCGCCGGGGGCGGCCGCAGGAGGCGUCGCCCUGGUCCCCAAGGAAGAUUCCCGCUUCUCAGCGCCUAGGGUCGCCCUGGUGGAGCAGGACGCGCCCAUGGCGCCCGGGCGCUCCCCGUUGGCCACCACGAUGAUGGAUUUCAUCCACGUGCCUAUCCUGCCUCUCAAUCACGCCUUAUUGGCUGCCCGCACUCGGCAGCUGCUGGAAGACGAGAACUACGACGGCGGGGCCGGGGCCGCCAGCGCCUUUGCCCCGCCGCGGAGUUCACCCUCUGCCUCGUCCACCCCGGUCGCUGUCGGCGACUUUCCCGACUGCGCGUACCCGCCCGACGCCGAGCCCAAGGACGACUCGUACCCUCUCUAUGGCGACUUCCAGCCGCCCGCUCUAAAGAUCAAGGAGGAGGAGGAAGGCGCGGAGGCCUCCGCGCGCACCCCGCGUUCCUACCUGGUGGCCGGUGCCAACCCCGCCGCCUUCCCGGAUUUCCCGUUGGGGCCACCGCCCCCGCUGCCGCCGCGAGCGCCCCCAUCCAGACCCGGGGAAGCGGCGGUGACAGCGGCACCCGCCAGUGCCUCAGUCUCGUCGGCGUCCUCCUCGGGGUCGACCCUGGAGUGCAUCCUGUACAAAGCGGAGGGCGCGCCGCCCCAGCAGGGCCCGUUCGCGCCGCCGCCCUCCAAGGCGCCGGGCGCGGGCGGCUGCCUGCUCCCGCGGGACGGCCUGCCCUCCACCUCCGCCUCUGCCUCCGCCGCCGGGGCGGCCCCCGCGCUCUACCCUGCACUCGGCCUCAACGGGCUCCCGCAGCUCGGCUACCAGGCCGCCGUGCUCAAGGAGGGCCUGCCGCAGGUCUACCCGCCCUAUCUCAACUACCUGAGGCCGGAUUCAGAAGCCAGCCAGAGCCCACAAUACAGCUUCGAGUCAUUACCUCAGAAGAUUUGUUUAAUCUGUGGGGAUGAAGCUUCAGGCUGUCAUUAUGGUGUCCUUACCUGUGGGAGCUGUAAGGUCUUCUUUAAAAGGGCAAUGGAAGGGCAGCAUAACUACUUAUGUGCUGGAAGAAAUGACUGCAUCGUUGAUAAAAUCCGCAGAAAAAACUGCCCAGCAUGUCGCCUUAGAAAGUGCUGUCAGGCUGGCAUGGUCCUUGGAGGUCGAAAAUUUAAAAAGUUCAAUAAAGUCAGAGUUGUGAGAGCACUAGAUGCCGUUGCUCUCCCACAGCCAGUGGGCAUUCCAAAUGAAAGCCAAGUCCUAAGCCAGAGAAUCACUUUUUCACCAGGUCAAGACAUACAAUUGAUUCCACCACUGAUCAACCUGUUAAUGAGCAUUGAACCAGAUGUGAUCUAUGCAGGACAUGACAAUACAAAACCUGACACCUCCAGUUCUUUGCUGACAAGUCUUAAUCAACUAGGCGAGAGGCAACUUCUUUCAGUAGUCAAGUGGUCUAAAUCACUGCCAGGUUUUCGAAACUUACAUAUUGAUGACCAGAUAACUCUCAUUCAGUAUUCUUGGAUGAGCUUAAUGGUGUUUGGUCUAGGAUGGAGAUCCUACAAACACGUCAGUGGGCAGAUGCUGUAUUUUGCACCUGAUCUAAUACUAAAUGAACAGCGGAUGAAAGAAUCAUCAUUCUAUUCAUUAUGCCUUACCAUGUGGCAGAUCCCACAGGAGUUUGUCAAGCUUCAAGUUAGCCAAGAAGAAUUCCUCUGUAUGAAAGUAUUGUUACUUCUUAAUACAAUUCCUUUAGAAGGGCUACGAAGUCAAACCCAGUUUGAGGAGAUGAGGGCAAGCUACAUUAGAGAGCUCAUCAAGGCAAUUGGUUUGAGGCAAAAAGGAGUUGUGUCGAGCUCACAGCGUUUCUAUCAACUUACAAAACUUCUUGAUAACUUGCAUGAUCUUGUCAAACAACUUCAUCUGUACUGCUUGAAUACAUUUAUCCAGUCCCGGGCACUGAGUGUUGAAUUUCCAGAAAUGAUGUCUGAAGUUAUUGCUGCACAAUUACCCAAGAUAUUGGCAGGGAUGGUGAAACCCCUUCUCUUUCAUAAAAAGUGAAUGUCAUCUUUUUCUUUUAAAGAAUUAAAUUUUGUGGUGUGUCUUUUUGUUUUGGUCAGGA